This is a messenger RNA of Triplophysa dalaica, 1239 nucleotides long. RefSeq names its product gap junction protein delta 4 (gene gjd4). The transcript has 2 exons. The record is from RefSeq and is a predicted model, not a curated record. Bases 1 to 1239 code for a protein of 412 amino acids. NCBI's taxonomy places the organism in Eukaryota, Metazoa, Chordata, Actinopteri, Cypriniformes, Nemacheilidae. Gene Ontology annotation, cellular component: connexin complex. Gene Ontology annotation, biological process: cell communication.
AUGGCAAAACAGACUGCCUCACAAAUGAUCUUCUUGACACUGAACCACAACAUCACCCUCAUAGGGAAAGCAUGGCUCAUCCUGAUGAUACUCUCAAGGAUCCUGAUCCUGUUGUUUGCUGGAUAUCCCCUCUAUCAAGAUGAGCAGGAGCGGUUUGUGUGCAACACUAUUCAGCCCGGUUGUGCCAAUGUCUGCUACGACAUGUUUGCCCCUCUUUCCCUUUUCCGCUUCUGGCUGGUUCAGCUCACCACCAUCUGCCUUCCUUACUUGAUGUUCGUCAUCUACGUCAUUCACAAAGUGAAUUCUGGUCCUACUGUUGCUUCUGAGUCCAUCAAAGCAGAUUCCGUCUACAAGAUCCACCAAGAAUCAUUCAAGAAAGCAUCUCUUUGUAAGACUGAUGUGCCGCCCGGAAAGGGGCGCUUGCAGCAUUUCACAGGAGCUUACAUCUUGCAUUUGUUUCUUCGGAUGAUUCUCGAAGCUGGAUUUGGAGCUGCCCACUACUACCUGUUUGGCUUCCGCGUCCCCAAACGCUUCAUGUGCCAGCAGUCGCCCUGCACAACCAUGGUGGACUGUUACAUCUCCAGACCAACUGAGAAAACCAUCAUGCUGAACUUCAUGUUAGGGGAGGCCGCUCUUUCUCUGCUGCUCAACGUGUGCGACCUGAUCUGUGCCGCCAAGCGUUCCGUGAGGCAAAAAAGCAAACGAAAAAUGCUGGUGAAGGAGAUGUAUGCAGAGGAACAGUAUUACCUGUCGGGCAACGGGAGUCAAGCUCUGGACACCAGCAUCUCACCGCCUAAAGACACGGUGGUCUCUGAAGGGUUCCGGAAAAGAGGGAUCAGAGUCUCAAGUGGCGAUGAAGCGGCUUCCAUCCUAUUAGACGACGACCCUCCACCAUCAUCCACUCUUGGAGGAACGCCGGGUUCCAACAACGAUGAUAGCGCUAGCUACCAACCCAACCAGGAAGAAGGGAUGGUGCGAGGGGGAAGUGAGGUGGCGUUGUGUCCCAAUGAGCCUUUGGGGACUCCCAGAUCCAUCCGGGUUAGCAAACGUGGCCGCCUCAAGCCUCCGCCACCUCCGCGACGGGACAAAGCAGCCGGUCAAGGGGCGAUGGAUGUCUCUGGAGGAACAUCGUUGUGUGCCAAGAGAAUGGGACAGUAUACACUUGUAGAAAUGACCACGGGUGACGAUAUGCCAACUUGUGGUGGAGACGGGGAGGAGAAACGGUCCGAGUGGGUGUGA